Molecule: messenger RNA, 1070 nt
Organism: Drosophila virilis
Lineage: Eukaryota; Metazoa; Arthropoda; Insecta; Diptera; Drosophilidae
Gene: Tsp42Eo
Product: Tetraspanin 42Eo
Cellular component (GO): membrane
Source: RefSeq, a predicted model, not a curated record
CAGUCGCGGAACGAUGCGGCGUUCGGGGCGAGGGGCACAGCUGUUGGGAAUUGUGUCUCUUGAGUAACGACCACAGAAAAAAAAGAAAAGAAAAAUAAAAAAAGCACUCAACGCUUUUGUAAACAUUUCGCAGUUUUUCUUCAAACUGAACGAGUUGAGUUCUCUUGGCAGCCGAAAAGCAUUAACAGUUUGGGCCACGAGACGCGCGCGUCUUCAUGCGGAUUGGAGAUCGUACCAGAGCGAAUGCCAUAUAAAAAACAUAAAAAAAAAGACAAAAAAAAAAUAGUAUAUAUAUAUAUUAGCAUAAAUUAAAAACGAUUUAGUAGCUGCGACACGCAAUGCCCACACUGCAGGUGUGUCUGCAAUGGACCGCGGUGGUGUUCAAUACAUUUACUUUGCUAAUUGGCAGCCUGGCCGCCCUGGCUGGCGUCUAUGAGCUGCUCUAUAAACUGGACGAGGGCUCCGCGGAUCACAUUGAUGCGGACAAGAUCAUGCAGUUGGCCAUGGCCGGUAGCCUUAUAUUGGCCGCUGUCAUCGGCUGCUCGGGCGCCUUUUUGGGCUCCAUCAAGGUGCUGGCGGUGCACUUGGUUCUAUUGGUGUUGCUGAUUGGUGCACACGUCUAUCGCCUGGCGCACUACAAUGAGUCCAAGCAUGUGGAUGCCACGGAGGAGUUUGUCAUGGGCGUCUGGAUGAAGGAGCUGGUGCGUCCGGGCGCCAUGCAUCAAGUGGAGCGCAGGUACGAGUGCUGCGGUGACAAAGGCUUCUCGGACUACACCAGCCUGAGCAUGCGUGUGCCCCAGAGCUGUUUCCAUACCAAGGACGGGGUGCAUGCGCUCUAUCCCUAUGCCGAGGGCUGCAUGACAGCCGUUAAACGUGCCCAUUUGAAUAUCUAUCGCUCCGAGAGAUGGGCGCACGGCGGUCUUAUUGGCUAUGAGAUUGUGGGCAUUAUUUUGGGCAUAACGCUGUGUUGUCAGCUGACCACAAAAACACGCCGUUACGCGUACUAGAACUAAGAUUUAUACGCUGCAUUUGCUAAACUACAAUAAACGACUUAACUGCUAUGAUCCAUA